AUGGGCAAGAUCCGCCCAAAGUUGCAAGUUGCUGCGUCGUUAUCAUCAUCACCAACAACAAUCAAACAACAAGGGAGGUACCCCCCCAUCCUCCCAUGGCUAAUUCCCUUGAGCCCCAUUGUUGCUAAACGCCCGAAGGCAGAGCCUGGCUCUGACUGGCGACUGAAGCCAAACGGAAGAAGAGAGUUCCUAAGGCAAGGAGUAACUGAAGGAGAAAGGUGCGCGGGAACUUCAAUCUUCACUGAGUAUGGGGUUCAAGGGCCUUGCCACCGAACGAACGAAAGAAGUGUGAAAAUCCUAAAUCCGAAGACGGUGUGUACGGAGCUGACGGUUCUGACGGAGAAGACUAAGUGCGGGAUCUCUCCGUUCGCUUCUCCCUUUCUUUCGCAUGCUCUUCGAUCUGGUCACCUGACCAUUGGAAAGGGUGGUCUAAUCAUCCUUUUAUCGAACGUUCCUGGACAUUCAUUCAAAUCUGGCACAAAGCACUCAUACGCGUGUUUGCGGUGA
Messenger RNA from Striga asiatica, 507 nucleotides. The record is from the annotation of a GenBank genome assembly. NCBI's taxonomy places the organism in Eukaryota, Viridiplantae, Streptophyta, Magnoliopsida, Lamiales, Orobanchaceae.